AUGUCAAAAACAAAGCUAGGAGAUGAAUUCUGGAAAAAAUCAGAGAAAGUUAAUGCUGAGCUAUUUGUUUUGACGUAUGGAUCAAUUGUUGCACAAUUAUGUAAAGAAUAUGAUGAUUAUGCUCAAGUAAAUAAAGAACUUGAUAAAAUGGGAUAUAAUAUUGGUGUGAGAUUAAUUGAAGAUUUUUUAGCACGAACAAAUAUAGGCAGAUGUAAAGAUUUUUGUGAAACAGCAGAAGUAAUUGCAAAAAUUGGAUUUAAACUUUUUCUUAAUAUCACACCAACAGUCGCAAACUUUUCUCCUGAUAAUAAACAAUUUUCUUUAAUUUUUGAUGAAAAUCCACUUGCGGAUUUUGUAGAACUCCCAGAUGAUGGUAGAGCACAAGAUGAGCUCUGGUAUUCAAACAUUUUAUGUGGUGUACUUAAAGGAGCAUUAGAAAUGAUACAACUCCAAGUUGAAGCACAUUUUGUUAGUGAUGUAUUGCGAGGAAAUGAUCAUACAGAAAUGCGGGUUAUUUUAAUUCGAGUAAUUGAUGAAGAGCUUCCUCCUUUAGAAGCUUAA
Messenger RNA from Pneumocystis jirovecii RU7, 561 nucleotides. Its product is annotated as TRAPP complex core subunit BET3. Gene Ontology annotation, biological process: endoplasmic reticulum to Golgi vesicle-mediated transport; intra-Golgi vesicle-mediated transport. NCBI's taxonomy places the organism in Eukaryota, Fungi, Ascomycota, Pneumocystomycetes, Pneumocystales, Pneumocystaceae. Bases 1 to 561 code for a protein of 186 amino acids. Gene Ontology annotation, cellular component: cis-Golgi network membrane; cytosol; TRAPP complex. The transcript has 6 exons. The record is from RefSeq and is a predicted model, not a curated record.